CGACUGACCAAAAGUGCCACGUACGCCCUAGCCCAAACUUUCCCCGAUCGGACUCGAUGAAUAAAUUGCCGAUGCCUUGGACAGUGGCCUUUAUCCCUGACGCCUGAGCUGCUCUGUCUUCACUCUCCGAUCUCUUCCCAGCCGGAGACAUCAGGAAGCUUGUAGAUGGCGUCGAGACUACAGCAGCUUCAAUCUAGGGCUGUGGAAGUGUCUAAGUUCGUGUCUAAGCACGGAUGCGCUUACUACAAGGAUCUUCUGGAGAAGAACAAGCAGUACAUUGUGCAGCCACCCACCAUAGAGAAGUGCCAAGAGCUUUCAAAGCAGCUGUUCUACACACGUCUUGCGAGCAUCCCUGGUCGUUGUGAGUCAUUCUGGAAGGAAUUUGAUGCAGUGAAACACAUUUGGCGGAACCGAAAUGAUCUCAAAAUUGAGGACGCUGGAAUUGCAGCACUAUUUGGGCUCGAGUUGUAUGCAUGGUUCUGUGUUGGUGAGAUAGUGGGAAGAGGAUGUACUUUCACUGGUUACUACGUCUAAAUGGCUUGAGGUCAAAGCAAAGAUCCGUUUGGUUAGGUUUUUGCUGUUGGAUAAUGCGUUUUUUAUCUCAAUUUUUGAUUUUGCCCAUAAAUUCAUUGAGCUGGAGAGUCAGCUAGACAAAUUGUAAGUCGAUGAAUAAUUUGGAGACUUGCUUCUCUUGCGAGUUGAGAAUACACUCUUCUUCAUGGAUUUACAAGCUGUAUGAGUAACUUCAUUCUAGAAUAUACGUAGAUUUCAUGUUGGAUAA
Zingiber officinale is the source of this 781-nucleotide messenger RNA. RefSeq lists its product as uncharacterized. NCBI's taxonomy places the organism in Eukaryota, Viridiplantae, Streptophyta, Magnoliopsida, Zingiberales, Zingiberaceae. The transcript is spliced from 3 exons. Bases 166 to 534 code for a protein of 122 amino acids. The record is from RefSeq and is a predicted model, not a curated record. Gene Ontology annotation, molecular function: proton transmembrane transporter activity. Gene Ontology annotation, biological process: proton motive force-driven ATP synthesis.